UCCUGAAUUAAUUUUUCAUUAACACACCUUGUUGUAAAAUAAAAAUACAAGAAAAAUCAAAGGAUCUCCCUUUUCUCUCUCCUACCUCUUCCUUCUCUUUCUGUACUUUGUCUCUAUAAGCAACCUAACCUAAAACUGUGAAGACGCCAUAAUUUUUUUUGUUUGUUAAUUUACUACUAAAAAGAAAGAUUCUUUUUUGUUUAAUUUUUCUUUUUCAAUUUUCCCCACCAAAAAAAUUCCUAAAAUCAUCUUUUAUAACAUUCAGAUUUACAAUUAAACCAAGCAAGAUUUUUCUCCAACCAGUCAAUCUACCAAUUUAUUCUUCUCGAAACUAAGGACGUUUAUUCAAUGCCCAAAUUGAUGUGACUGUACAUGUUGGUUUCUCCACAUAGCUGAAAAUGGCAGUUCAGGCUUGUAUGAACCCAAAACACAUUGCAGAGGAUACUGAUGAUGAUGAGCCCUUAGUUUUUACUAGAAGAAAACCUAAUCAAAUAAAUUCAGAAUUAAAGAAUUCUUCAUCAUCAGUGAAACCUGAUAGACAGCCAGGGAAGUCGGGUUCUGAUGUUCGAACCCUGAAUGAUCGUAGUUCUAGUGUCUUGAAGGGGAAAACGAUUUCAUCUCCGAAGCCAUCAUCUUCAAAGCCUGCUCUUGGAACAAUAAAAUCUCCACCUCCACCCUCCAGGCCUCAAAAGUCUCCACCUCCGCUCUCCGGGACCCAAAAAUCUCCACCGGCACCCUCCAGGCCCCAAAAAUCACCACCUUCAUCAAAUAGACCUUCUCCAUCUCCACCACAAUCCAGAGCACCGCCUGUUAAGUCGCCUUCCUUAAAUGGGGCCUCUUCGGCAAAUCACCAGCCAAAGAGGGAUAUUCCAGUUAAAGAAGAGAAGCGUGCUCCCAUUGCAGUUAAAGAGGAAAAGCCUGUUAAAGUUGAAAAUGACGAGUCUGAUGAUUCUGAUGAUAAUAAGCCACUUAGUGCUAGAUGUUCAGUUGGGUCACAGAAGGGGAAUUGCAAUGUGGCUGAUGUGGAAGUCAAGCCUUCCAAUAGGGAUCUCGUGGAUUCUGAUGAUGAGAAGCCGCUGAGUGCUAGGAUGGAUAAGGGGAGGGAUACUGCUGGAGCAUCUCAGACUCAAAAAUUAAAGGGCGUGAAUGUGAAAUCAGCCAAAGAUUCAGAUGAUGAAAAGCCUUUGUCAUCUAAAUAUCAGAUGAAAAGUACCAGUGGGACAUCUUCUAGCAAAUAUGAUGAUUUUGAUGAAGAUAAGCCCUUGGCUCGUAAGAUAGUACAACAAAAUGGAUCUAUUAAGAGGGACACUCAAAUCGGGAAGCUGCCUCUCAGCUCAGGAAAAAGGCCUUCAGCAGAGGCCUCUGCUGGUCAAUCUUCUACUAAAAAGGCAAAGCUUUCGGAUGUAUCCACCUCAGAUAAAGCUAAGCAAAUGCCUGUUAAAGCAAGGGCCAAAGAUGAUGAUGAUCACGUUCCUAUAGGCCAACGGAUCAACAAAGCUGCGUCAGCAAGUAAAUCCACGCCAAUGAAGAAGGUCAUUAGAGUUGACUCUUCCAAAUUGAAGAAAGUCAAUAAGAAAUCAAAGAAAAUAAUGAAGAAAUCGAAAUUCUCAAAGUCUUCUAAAGAGCUGCCUAAUUCAGGUGAUGGGCAGAAAUGGACCACUCUAGUUCAUAGUGGUGUUAUUUUUCCUCCUCCAUACCAGCCUCAUAGGGUUAAGAUGCUGUAUAAUGGCAAACCAGUUGACCUCACACCUGAGCAGGAGGAGGUUGCAACUAUGUAUGCUGUUAUGCUUGAGACAGAUUAUGCAAAGAAGGAAAAAUUCAAUGAGAACUUUUUUAGUGAUUGGAAGAAACUUCUCGGGAAGAACCAUGUGAUACAGGAUCUUAACAAGUGUGAUUUUAGGCCAAUACAUGAAUGGCAUUUAAGUGAGAAAGAGAAAAAGAAACAGAUGAGCUCCGAAGAAAAGAAUGCAAUAAAAGAAGAGAAAUUGAAACUAGAAGAGAAAUAUAUGUGGGCUAUUGUGGAUGGUGUCAAAGAAAAGGUGGGCAACUUUAGAGUUGAGCCUCCUGGGCUGUUUAGGGGCCGUGGCGAGCAUCCCAAGAUGGGGAAACUUAAAAAGCGUAUCUAUCCAAGUGACAUUGUUAUAAAUAUAGGAAAAGAUGCUCCGAUUCCAGAAUGUCCUUCCCCUGGUCAGAGCUGGAAAGAAGUAAGGCAUGACAACACAGUUACAUGGUUAGCUUAUUGGAAUGAUCCCAUAAACCCGAAAGAGUUCAAGUAUGUAUUCUUGGCAGCUAGCAGUACCAUGAAGGGGCAGAGUGACAAGGAGAAAUAUGAGAAAGCAAGGAAGUUGAAGGACUACAUUGAAGGUAUUAGAUCGGCAUAUACAAAGUCUUUUACAAGCAAAGAUAUGGCCAGGCGACAGAUAGCUGUUGCUACCUAUCUCAUUGAUAGACUUGCUCUAAGGGCGGGUAAUGAGAAGGACGACGAUGAAGCAGAUACUGUUGGUUGUUGUACAUUGAAAGUGGAAAAUGUAACACCAAAACCACCAAAUAUAUUGGAGUUUGAUUUCCUUGGUAAAGAUUCAAUCAAGUACUACAAGCAAUUUGAAGCGGACCCUCUUGUCUACAAAGCUAUUGAGCAGUUCAGAGAAGGGAAGCGGGAUGGUGAUGAUCUCUUUGACAAGUUGGACACCAGCAAGCUGAAUGCUCAUCUAAAAGAACUAAUGCCCGGUCUCACUGCAAAAGUAUUCCGUACAUUUAAUGCAUCUGUCACUUUGGAUAAAAUGCUUGCUGAAGGGGCUGGAAGUGGAGAGGUGCCGGAAAAAAUUGCCAUUUAUCAGCAUGCUAACAAAGAGGUUGCGAUCAUUUGUAACCAUCAACGUACCGUAUCAAAGUCUCAUUCUACACAGAUGGAAAGACUUGAAACAAGAAUAAAUGAAGCCAAGGCUGAAUUGAAAGAGCUAGAGACAGAUUUGGCUCGGGCGAAAAAAGGAAAACCACCAUUGAAGGACAGUAGUGGAAAGCAAAAGAGAAACUUGAACCCAGAGGCGAUUGAGAAGAAGAUACUGUCCACAAAGACAAAAAUAGAAAAGCAUGAGCGUGAUAUGCAAAUUAAAGAGGAACUCAAAGAAGUAGCUCUGGGGACGUCAAAGAUUAACUAUCUUGAUCCACGGAUUACAGUUGCAUGGUGCAAAAGAAAUGAAGUACCCAUUGAGAAAAUCUUUAACAAGUCUUUGCUGGCUAAGUUCUCGUGGGCUAUGGACUGCGAUCCAAGUUUCAGAUUUUGACAGCCUUUCAACUUUCUCGCUUCUUCGCCAUUGCCCAUCAUCAAUAUUGGCUGGUAACGAUUUCCUUUUGGACAAAUUUCAUUUCACUUAUACCUAGCUCCUCUGGAUUCUCGUGCUGGCUGUUUUGUCCAUGAAAACUGGGUUUGCAGCUUUACCUCUCCGAGCGGCCUUUUCUUUCAUUUCUCUCUGUUGUUCUAAGACGACGAGAAACUGAGACAAUCUUCUGCUGAGUAGAGAUUUUUAGUGUUGUAAGUUACAUUAAUCAUAGAAUGUUUCAAUCCAUAAUUCAAUAUUUCAAGCAAAUGUGGCUCUAUUUGCACUAGUGAAGCUGAUAAAGCAAGUUUAGCAGAUAUGAAGCACUGCUCCCCUUUUCCCUUUUCCCUUUCCUGAGGUCUGAUCUACAAUAUUGUGUUCUUUGUGCUUUAGAUAACUAAUGUAUAGACCCUUUCAGAACUUAAUGUACAAGUGUAGGUAAGUUGAUUGCAAUUAAAUUCAAGGUAUUAAUAGAGGGGUUAAAGCUUUGUAUA
Molecule: messenger RNA, 3811 nt
Organism: Beta vulgaris subsp. vulgaris (sugar beet)
Lineage: Eukaryota; Viridiplantae; Streptophyta; Magnoliopsida; Caryophyllales; Amaranthaceae
Product: DNA topoisomerase 1 alpha
Exons: 16
Coding region: 399-3284 (961 amino acids)
Biological process (GO): DNA replication; chromosome segregation; DNA topological change
Cellular component (GO): nucleolus; chromosome
Molecular function (GO): DNA binding; DNA topoisomerase type I (single strand cut, ATP-independent) activity
Source: RefSeq, a predicted model, not a curated record